AUGAAAAUCACUCUCUUCCGUGGCUGGCUAGAUCCAGGAAAUUACGUAUGGGCUCCAUUUGUUACCAAAAUUGAAUUCCGCUUCCGCCAAGCCAACGUGAAGUACAUUUUGGAUAGCGGCUCACCUCGCUCGGCAUCGAAAGGGAAGAUACCAUAUAUCUCAGUACACAAUGAGGGGUCGUCUCCUUUUGUGCUUGCCGAUUCCGCACUCAUUAUAGCAGGGCUAGUAGAAUCAGAUAUUCCACCUGAUCUCAAUUCAUCAUUGGAGCCGGCAGCAAAAACUCAAAACAUGACAAUUCGUGCUCUUCUUGAGGAUAAGCUAUAUUUUUAUGGAAUUCGAGAGCGGUGGAUGGGUAAUUAUUAUGUUCAAAGAGAUAAGGUCCUAGGAUCCAUCCCGUAUCCUAUGCGUGUUCUAAUUGGAUUUCUCGCUUAUCGUCAGAUUAAAGCUACACUGUAUGGCCAGGGAACUAGACGGUUUACUUCUGAGGACCUCGGGAGAAAACCCAUAUCAGAUGCCGCUCCCGCCAAAAAGGAUCCAUUUUGGUGUCUUGGUGGGGACCAACCAACCCAAGCCGAUGCAAGUCUCUUUGGUUUCAUUAUAUCAAUACUCGUAAGCACCAGUGUCCCGGUCUCUAGAGAACUUGUGCGAUCUCUUCCUUCCUUCAUGGAUUAUGUUGAAAGAAUACAUUAUCGAUACUUUCCUGACCACGAGAGAUGGAUUGACGAGUAA
This is a messenger RNA of Botrytis sinoallii, 729 nucleotides long. RefSeq lists its product as uncharacterized. The coding region runs from base 1 to 729 and encodes 242 amino acids. The record is from RefSeq and is a predicted model, not a curated record. The transcript has 4 exons. Lineage: Eukaryota; Fungi; Ascomycota; Leotiomycetes; Helotiales; Sclerotiniaceae.